This is a messenger RNA of Aspergillus nidulans FGSC A4, 717 nucleotides long. RefSeq lists its product as uncharacterized. The record is from RefSeq and is a predicted model, not a curated record. The coding region runs from base 1 to 717 and encodes 238 amino acids. NCBI's taxonomy places the organism in Eukaryota, Fungi, Ascomycota, Eurotiomycetes, Eurotiales, Aspergillaceae. The transcript has a single exon.
AUGUCCAUUCCCGCCAUCAUCGACCCCUUUCCCGAACCCCAAGCGGCGUUCCAAGUCCGUUACGCUGAGCCAAAGACUCUCGAGUGUCCUAGGCCCAGACAACAACUCGAUACCAGCAAACUAACAGAAAUCCACGGAAGACACGUUCGAUUCGCUCCAGAUACCACCGAAUACAUGGACCGGAAGCCCCUUCGAUCUUCGCCUUUCCCGACAAAGGCAAACAUCACCCGUCUUGAUCUCACCCUGACCACAGCCAAUAGCGAUGCUGACCUGCUCCCGCUGCAACCCGCACGCACGCCUAUGCGUGUCCGAUUUGCUGCUGAGAUCUCGAUUAUUCCCCGACCUGCCGAUAGCUUCGACCACGUUCUCUCGGCCGUCGAUUUCAACACGACCCAUCUCGACAGCACUGGAAAAACUUGUCCCGUUAUGCAACAUGUUCGGUUCGCCGACGAGUUUACCAACCACAGCCACGCCCAUGACGUCUUUCCCUUAAUAUACGUUCGAGACGGCGAGCGUGCGUCUGUUUCUUCCUCCCGCUCCUCCAGCUCCCCCAGCUCGCUUGGGGCUCGGCGUGCGGAUGAGCUGGAGCGCUCGUCGUCUCUGGACAAUUUUGUUUUUGUGGCCGAGAACUGCAGGAGGAGGAAGAGGAGGUUUAGGAGGGUCUGUGGGAAAGUUAAGGAGUUGUUUAAAGAGAGGAAGGGCAAGGUUGUUUUGUAA